Lecanosticta acicola is the source of this 653-nucleotide messenger RNA. NCBI's taxonomy places the organism in Eukaryota, Fungi, Ascomycota, Dothideomycetes, Mycosphaerellales, Mycosphaerellaceae. The record is from the annotation of a GenBank genome assembly.
AUGUACAGGACAACUGCCCUGACCGCCCACGCCAUUGGAAGACUCCGCCAGCACGUCUGCCCAUCAUCAUGCAUCGCGAGAUCGUUCGCGAUCAGCACCAAGCGUCCUUCUCAGGACGAUGACGACGCCGAGCGUGCCGCCGCCCGCCAGUGGCUGAAGAGGCUCGACCCUGAUACGAUUCCGAGGGACAUGUGCGAAGUCAGCUUCAGCAGAUCCUCUGGUCCUGGCGGGCAGAAUGUGAACAAGUGCGCACAGCAGCACCAUUGAUCCAGUUCAUCCCCCACUGACACCUGUCGAGAGUAUCGUCCAAAGCAACCCUUCGCAUAUCAACGUCCGCGCUCCUCGACCGUAUUCCGAAACUGCUCCACGAACCGAUCCUCAAGAGUCGAUAUUGCGCCGCCAGAUCAAACGACAUUGUGAUCCAAUCAGACGAUGCGCGCAAGCAGAAUGAGAACGUCAACGCAUGCUUUCGCAAACUCAACGAGCUCAUAGUCCAAGCUGGGAGGGAGACUGUCCCAGGCGAGACCAGUCCGGAGCAGAAGAAACGCGUAGAGCAGCUUCAAAAGGCAGAAGCCGCUGGCAGGAGGAAGAUGAAGGAGUUUCAGAGCAAGAAGAAGAGCGCAAGGCGUGGGGGUGGUCGUGGUGAUGAAUGA